Alternaria ethzedia is the source of this 2415-nucleotide messenger RNA. RefSeq names its product PAB-dependent poly(A)-specific ribonuclease subunit 3 (gene PAN3). Gene Ontology annotation, cellular component: P-body; PAN complex. The record is from RefSeq and is a predicted model, not a curated record. The transcript is spliced from 5 exons. Bases 1 to 2415 code for a protein of 804 amino acids. Gene Ontology annotation, biological process: mRNA processing; protein phosphorylation; nuclear-transcribed mRNA poly(A) tail shortening. Lineage: Eukaryota; Fungi; Ascomycota; Dothideomycetes; Pleosporales; Pleosporaceae. Gene Ontology annotation, molecular function: ATP binding; poly(A) binding; metal ion binding.
AUGGGCUCGCUUUCUAAUGUGCUCGCAGGAACUUCUCACCACGCCGGCCACAGGUUGCCCACCAUUCAGCCUGCAUCGCCGCCGAACAAAGGCGCGCCGCACGCUUCCACGACGCCCCCUCGCCCUGCCUUCUUUUCCGUAGCCAGGGGCCACCCACAUGCGACUGCCAUUGCCAGCUCUGGCUCCUCGACUACCGAAUCCUUCUCCGAGUUGACGUCGUCGUCGUCACGGGACUCGCUUCCCAAUCCCCCCGGGCGCAACGCCCCUACCACGCCCCAGAAACAGGCGCGCACCACCAGGCGGAAACACUCGAACAAGUCCACGGGCCGAUGGAGUAGGGGAGGCGGCUCGUCAGAUGAUACCGGCUCCGACCGCAAACCCCCCACCUCGCAGCCCGUAGAGCCCGCGCAGAGCGCUGCUCGCUCACCCCCGACUGCGUCCAAGACGCGCCAGCAACCCUCUAUUGCUACCAACACCGCCUCGACGAGCCAGCCGCGAUUCAUGGCAACAACCUUUGGCGGUCCUUCGGGUGAUUCGCGACGGGGAGUCGUCUCUCCUCGCCCUAAGGGACGCGAAGCGAAGAACACCCUCUGCCGCAAUGUCACCAUCUACGGACACUGCCGGUACGAAAACACCUGCCCCUACAUCCACGACACCCUCAAGCUGGGCCAGAACGAGAACGCCAAAAAGCGAUUCAAUGUCGACUCUCCCUCCUUCACGCCUCUGCAGGCGAGCACCAAUGGAUCUGUGACCCCGUCCUCUCGCAGUGCCGCCAUCUCGCCCAAGGCGGCCAAUGCUGCCGUCUUCACUCCCAAAUCGCAACGCUCCGAUUUUGUCCCGCAGUCUUUUGAGGGUCAGCAGAUGGUGGACCCUAAUGUGGGCUACGAUCCUUUCAGCACACCCUCCAGUAUCUCUACCCUGGCAGGUGCAACCCACCAAGCUGCUACCAUCAACCCGUAUGCACAAGAUGCUUCGACGACGUAUUUCCAGAACGCCAACGCGUUUCAAACUCCAGCAUACCAUCUGUACUGGCCGGUAGGGCCUCAGCCGACGGGUCUGCUUGCUUACCAGCGUACUGCACAUGAUUUCUUCAUACCUGACGCUCUUCGGGAAGAGUUGCAAAAGAAGGCGGAUAUUGCACGUCAGGUCGCGCCGAAUAGUACUUUGCCGGUCAUUGAGCAGUUUCACUCCUUGUUUUGUUUAGACAUGUCACCCCAGAAGAACACGGCUCCAUUUGGGUACGCCAGCUGGAUCUACAAAGCUGUGUCAAGCAAAGAUGGCAAGACGUAUGCGCUACGCCGUCUGGAAAACUUCCGCCUUACAAGCGAGACUGCAAUUCGCUCCGCCCAGCCAUGGAAACGCGUUUUGAACGGCAAUGUGGUUACAAUCCACGAAGCGUUCACUACUCGAGCUUUUGGCGAUAGUUCUCUAAUCUUAGUCACCGACUACCAUCCAAAUUCGAAGUCACUUGCUGAUGAGCAUUUCAAGCCGGUGCAGCGUUUCCACGGGCGGCAACCUGCAUCAUCGCACGUACCGGAGCAAGUGUUAUGGGGCUACAUUGUUCAAAUUGCAUCGGCUCUAAAGGCCAUACACGGUUCGGGUCUCGCAGCGCGCCUCAUCACACCUUCGAAAAUACUGUUGACGUCAAAGAACCGAAUACGACUCAACGCAUGCAGUAUUAUGGACAUAGUCCAGUUUGACAAUGCGCGUCCCGUGCCCGAACUGCAAGCAGACGACCUCGUUCAGCUAGGACGACUAAUACUUUGCAUCGCGAACAACAACGCCACAGCCCACUUGCAGAUGCAAAAGUCGAUGGACUAUAUCACUAGAAGUUAUACAGCCCGUCUCAAGGAGUGCGUGCAAUGGCUGCUCAACCCUCAACCAGCACCAGGAGCACCAUCGUCUCCUACAACACCGGCGCCGAUGCAGAAAGACAUUGACACCUUCCUGGGAGGUAUUGCCGAUCAAUUCGCAUCGGUGUUCGACAGCGAGCUACAUGCCCAGGAUACGCUUACAGUGAACCUCGGAAAAGAGUUGGAAUCAUCGAGGUUGGUCCGUUUGCUGGUCAAGCUGAAUAUGAUCAACGAGCGACCAGAGCUAGACGCUUCUCAAAACAUGCCCGGCAACAGCGGCGCAAACCCGUCAUCGGUAUGGGCAGAAACUGGAGAGCGCUACUACCUCAAGCUCUUCCGCGAUUACGUCUUCCACCAGGUAGACGCCAACGGACACCCGGUCACUGACCUCGCGCACGUUCUCGACUGCUUAAACAAGCUCGACGCCGGGACCGACGAGAAGAUACCGCUCGUCAGCCGCGACGAGCAAAACGUGCUGAUAGUGAGCUACCGCGAAGUAAAGCGGGCACUAGAGUCAGCAUUCCAGGACUUGGUCCGGGCGGGACGUGUUUCGGGGAAAUAG